UAUAAAUCUUCAUGCUGCAAAUUCAGAAUGCAACAACCAAGCUCUGAUUAUUCUCCAGACCUGGUCAAAGAAACCUGCACCAGUGUGGAACCUCCAGACAGAGAAGCUGAUCUCCAUAAAGAAAAUCCUGCUUUGUCUAAAAGCAGCAGCCCAGAAGAUGUCUUCAGUUCCUCUGAAAAGCAGGCAGUACCAGUUUGUGUGGACACCACCUUGCCUCCAGAGGACUACAUUCUCAGACAAGCUUACACAGAGCCUUCACUUCUGAGGCUUCCUACAGAGGAGUGCAUUGGGUUCCACCAUGCGCCUUUCCAGUUCGACCGUCACGCUCGUGCCAGAAUUUCCACUUCUCCAACUUUAAGGCGCCUAAGGAUGGCCUCUGCCUCACAAGCACUGUCAUUUCAGGACUGUUCUGACACAGCUCAGCUGGGGAAUCAGAAGGAAUACACUGGCUCUCUCCAUCACAUUUGUAAGAGCCCACCUCGGUGCAUUACAGUUUCUUCACUGUCACUGCCUUCUUGUGUCCAUGCAAAAUUAUUGUCAUCCAAAGCCAAGUCUGAGAGAACUGUAGCAGCUCCAGAGUCUGACCUACCCAGGUCAAAGCUUCCAAGCCAAGAGGAUCCUCUCAGCAAUGGCAGUCCCAAUGCACCACCCAGAAACUCUUGGAGAGCCAACUCUGCUACACUUCCUACGAGACUGCCCCGCCCAGGCCCUACACUUUGGGUAGGUGUCCAGGAGAGUGGACUGUCCAUGCAAAGAUCAGCGGAGCGCAGGCGCAGCUCCCUGGUGGUGAGUCUGCCGGGACUCGAGGUGUUCCCUGGAGACCUCCUGGUGUCAGACAGUGCCAUGGACUACCUGCCCUGCUCAUCCUUCCUGCUCAGUGCAGAGUCCAAAAAGUCAAAGUGGCCAUUUGCCAAAAGAGGAGUUGGUAAAGACAAACAGAAGCAAGCAUCUGAUCUGGAAAAUUGUCUUUCAACUCUUAAGAUCAUAGACUGCUGCAGAGAUGAAUUCUUCUGCUUUAAGAGUAAAUCUUGGCACGAGUUUAUGAAUGAGCAACAAACUGAGCAGAAAGAUGCCAACAGCCAGUUAGAAGCGAAAAAAGAAGCAGCAGUGUGGGAGCUUUUCACAAGUGAAUGCACAUACUUUCUGGAUCAUUUGCUGGUUCUCAAGAUGAUAUUUAUGAACACUCUAAAAUACCUCCAGAGUAAUGAAUUUCUCUUGGACGUGGAUUUGUGGAGACUUUUCGCAAAUUUAGAGGAGUUAAACAAGUUUUUCCAGGGUGACCUCUGCCAGACACACCAGAUUUAUUGCCUUAAUUAUACCUCUGCUGUCUUCUACUUGGAAAAACUGAGACAGAGAGAAGAUUUUGGCAUCUACUUGAAGUGGUGUGAACAAAAUGAACAGUGCAAGAGGUUGCAUCUGCCAGAGCUGCUGGUUGCUCCUCUGCAUCGACUGACACGGUAUCCCCUCCUCCUCCACAACAUCUGGAAGAGGAGCACUGAUGAAACAGAGAAAAGUUUUAUCCAGUCACUUAAAGAGAAGGUGGAAAAAUCUAUAAGGGAUCUGGAAGGUAAAGUCAAGUGGUUGGACAACUUUCAGAAGUUCAGGCAACUGCAAGAGGUCAUAAUUUGGCCUCAGGUCUGGGAUCGUGACAAAAGGUUCUUUGUCCCAGAGUGUUUGAAGCAAAACUUAAGAGAAAACACCAGUGAGAACAUUUUGUCUUCAGCAAACAGACUUCUCCUUCAUGAAGGGAGGCUGAUGCUAGCAGAAAGCACAAGACUCCUUGACGUCUAUCUCUUUUUAUUUGAUGAUUUCCUACUGAUUACCAAAAUUAAACGUAACAAAAAGAAAUAUGGAGGCUCAGACACCAGCUUAAUCCCUGUCUGUCCUUCCCUCACUCCUGAGCUGCAGUCCUUCAUAAGAGAGGGGGGAUUUUGCACAGUCCUAGACCAGCCCAUCCCACUAGACAGACUUGUACUGAAAAAUGUUGAACCCAUCCAAGUUACAGUCUUCAGCCUGCGAAAUGCUUUUCUAAUUCAGCAUGAGAACAGGUAUCGGCAGUGCAUAGCAGUCUUCUUGCUACAAGCUCAGACAGAAACUGCCAAGAAAGCAUGGAUGUCACAGAUAGAUACAGCAAUCUCCAAAUACACCACACAACAUCAAACCAAGAAAAGCACUGCUUUCUGCUUCCCUGCUGAAUCCUCUGAAAUUUAAUAAUGUCAGCACUGCUCUGACAGAGCCAGUGGAAGACUAUUGUGGUGAUAAUAUGGCUAUUUCUUUCAAAAUGCCUUAGGUCUCUGAAGCUAACAGAUUUCUGACUUGACAAAAGUAUGGUGCGUAGACGACACCAAGUCAGAAUAAAUUGGAGGAGGGGAAUGAAGCAUGCAACAGAUGUAUCACUUUGUUUCACCUAGGGAAGGCUCUUGCCACCUUGCCACAAUUUAAUAGAGCCUGUCAUUUGCUAGAAAGCAUGACAAGGAAAAAAAACCCUGUGUUGGUAAGGACAGCUCAUUCACCAGAGAAGUUUAGAAGGGUUAUUGCAUCAUUCAAACUGUAUUAAUAAAUUCCAUUAAAUUAGAAUUGUGUUAAUUAGAAUAGCUCCUGAUAUUUAUGUGUCUCUACCCACUAACCUAUAAUAUCACGAGAUGGUUUUUACAUUAAUACUAAGCCUGUGUAAGUAUCUAUACAUAUGUAUGCACUUACCUGUUCCAGUGCUCUUCAGAUACAGCCUGGCCACUGUGACAAACAAAUUCCUGCUCUUCCCCCACAUCUAUCAUGGGCAAGUUUUUGUCAUGGCUUUCUAGGAAAGGAACAGCCAUCAGGCUCCAUGCCAAGUGGUGAAUGUGUGAAGCAGGAGGGCAGAACAGAGCGCAGACAGAUCUGUACCAGAGCAUCACACAAGAAGCUGCCAAUGCCUCACCAAAGCUUGGCUGACAUAGCUGUGCUCCAUCCCACCAAUCCCAUGCUCAGCUGCACACCACAUCACACCGAGAGCUCACCAAAACCUCACAGCAUCCUGAAGCCAGUGCUGACAAGAUAAAGAUAUUUCAAGCCCAGAGUCGUCACACCUGACAGACUAAAAUCUGUGCUUUGUGUGCUGGCAGAAGGGAGAGGGUAUUUCACUUUGUAUACUUUUUACCAAAACAGUCUUUAGCCAGGUCUACUCACUUUACCAGACAAGCAAUCAUUCCUGGAGACCUGCAUGUCUCCAAGGAGGACAGCCCAGAGGAAGGAAGUAUUUACACAUGGGCUUCUCUUCAUGGAGAGCUCAAUAGGUUUUUCUGUGGUAUGCAGAGAAAGACACCUCAGGAAGCAGUUGAGGCAGAAACUGACUUCCCAAUUCAAACUGCCUUUCAGAGGAGACAUCUCCUCUCCAUCUCUAAACAGAGCCCCUGCUUCAAUAGCUAAACAUGGAUUGUUUGGUUGUGCCUCCAUAAUUCAAUAGUGGCUUUGUCACAGGACUGAUUUCCCACAUUAACCAUCUGGCUUCUCUCUGCAACACAGUUCCACCCUGAAAGAGCUUUCCAUUUCACAUGUGAGACCUUUAUUGGUCUGUAAUUAAACAAGAGCUACUUUUGAGUCUUCCAGUUAUGCCAAUUGUCCUGCUACAUCAAAUGUGAUGUCAGAACACAGCCAGUGUGACAGAAGGACUUUCAUCAAAUGUGGGAUACUUGGCAGCCUUGCUGUGGAAUGAAAAGACUACUCUGAAUUUAACCUGUGAAGAAAACAGAUUUGAAAAACAGUCAUUAUUAGUGUGUCCUCAGAAAUGUGAAAGCCUUUGUUGCAGCUCCCUGCAACUCUAAGAAACUGUAACAUUUAGCU
Messenger RNA from Parus major (Great Tit), 3819 nucleotides. It is a transcript of the gene PLEKHG7, whose product is annotated as pleckstrin homology and RhoGEF domain containing G7. Lineage: Eukaryota; Metazoa; Chordata; Aves; Passeriformes; Paridae. The transcript is spliced from 15 exons. The record is from RefSeq and is a predicted model, not a curated record. Bases 28 to 2211 code for a protein of 727 amino acids. Gene Ontology annotation, biological process: Rho protein signal transduction. Gene Ontology annotation, molecular function: guanyl-nucleotide exchange factor activity.